Messenger RNA from Drosophila hydei, 1837 nucleotides. RefSeq names its product ubiquitin-conjugating enzyme E2-17 kDa (gene eff). The coding region runs from base 848 to 1291 and encodes 147 amino acids. The record is from RefSeq and is a predicted model, not a curated record. The transcript has 7 exons. Gene Ontology annotation, cellular component: nucleus. NCBI's taxonomy places the organism in Eukaryota, Metazoa, Arthropoda, Insecta, Diptera, Drosophilidae. Gene Ontology annotation, molecular function: ubiquitin conjugating enzyme activity. Gene Ontology annotation, biological process: protein polyubiquitination; ubiquitin-dependent protein catabolic process.
ACAUCUCCAUCAAAAUUCAUCAGUAAAAACAUUCCGGCAGCAAGCAACACGUUGUGUGCUCAUAGAAACAAUUAAUUAACAGCAUUCAGUGCGCGCAGACAGAAAACGCAGCGGACAUACACAAUUGCGUCGCAGCCGGUUUAAACAGUUUUUGUUGGUUGGAAUUUUCGAUGUGCCUUCGUUUAUAGUUUUGACGCUGAUUUUCGAUUACUAAAUUUUCAAAACACACACGACGCCCCAUUCCAUUUUCCAUCUAACCUCGAUUCGUCUUAUCUGCUGCUGCUGUCGCAAAAAAUCUAUUCUCCUCUCUUUGCAGAUAAUAUCGAUCUGGCCAGACAUUUAACUGUAUCACAUAGAUAGCUGUGCUGCUCUGUUGAUGAGUGUUGAAAAUUAUCACACGCUUUGCAACACCUAGACACUUCAAACACUAAACUCGUCUCUGUCACACACGCGCACUUUGAAACGUCGUUCAUUUUGUCCGCUGUUAGUCAUCGUGUCGGUCUCACUCACAUCCGCUCGGCGCUUUAAACAGCAAAAAAUAUCGCAGCCGUAGUUGUCGUCGGGGCGCCGUUCUACUCGCAGUGCUGCAAUAUUUCUAGACUGUAACCUCGGAGAAAAGCUGAGCAGAAAAUAGCCAGAACACAGUGAAAAUAUAAAGCCUACCGCAGCUUUUGUGUUUAGUUUGGUUUUUUCUAUAGCAUUUUUCAACAGUUAACAAUCAAUUUCUCGUUUUGUGUAAAUCGACAAAGAACAAAAAGUAAUCGAAAGCAAAGAGAAACGUACAACACUAAUACACACUCACCAACACAACACCACACACACAAGAAAAUCAAAUUUCAAUCAGAAAAUGGCGUUAAAAAGAAUCAAUAAGGAACUGCAAGAUCUGGGCAGAGAUCCACCUGCACAAUGUUCAGCUGGACCAGUUGGAGAUGAUUUAUUUCACUGGCAAGCAACAAUAAUGGGCCCGCCGGACAGCCCUUAUCAAGGAGGUGUAUUUUUCUUAACUAUACACUUUCCAACAGACUAUCCUUUUAAGCCGCCAAAAGUGGCCUUUACAACACGCAUAUACCAUCCAAACAUUAACAGCAAUGGAUCCAUUUGCCUCGAUAUAUUAAGAUCUCAGUGGUCGCCAGCAUUAACUAUUUCAAAAGUCUUAUUAUCAAUUUGCUCUCUACUCUGUGAUCCCAAUCCAGAUGAUCCACUUGUUCCAGAGAUUGCCAGAAUAUAUAAGACCGAUCGGGAAAAAUACAAUGAGCUGGCACGGGAGUGGACUAGAAAGUAUGCUAUGUGAUGCGUUCCAGAUUGCAGCAACAACAGUCCAACAACAACAGCAACAACAAUAAGAAAAUUAGCAACAGCAAACAAAACAUCAACAAAAACAACAGCAACACUGUGACAGCUGCCUUCUCCCCAGCUUUCGCAUCAGCUCCAGCUCCAUUAGGAACGGCAACAGCAAUAUCAUCAAAAGGAGCUGAGGCUGCAGCAGCAGCAGCAACAGCAACAACAAACAUACAAACAACACCAUUUAACAGUAACAAUAACAGCGGCAGCAGCAGCCACGAGUGGAACGGAGGCGAUGUUCCAACAACAACAGCAAUCAAAUGCAACUGCAGUAACAGUUACGGCAGCAGCAACUGUCAAAUUGGCAUCAAGUUUAUUUGACCGCUAAAACCGCAGCAGCAGCAGCAUGAAAAGAAAAUAAUUUAAUAAUAAUUACUGAAAAAAAAAGAAUUAUGUAAGCAUAAACAUUUAAAGCGAGACAGCUACCAACAACACAGCAUCCCACACAUAAUAAGUUUAAAAACAAAACAACAAAUAAAGAUCAGCUGGAAAAUUA